Telopea speciosissima is the source of this 4053-nucleotide messenger RNA. RefSeq names its product protein SCAR3-like. Gene Ontology annotation, molecular function: Arp2/3 complex binding; protein kinase A regulatory subunit binding. The coding region runs from base 265 to 3729 and encodes 1154 amino acids. The transcript is spliced from 9 exons. Gene Ontology annotation, cellular component: cytoskeleton. Gene Ontology annotation, biological process: actin cytoskeleton organization; positive regulation of Arp2/3 complex-mediated actin nucleation. The record is from RefSeq and is a predicted model, not a curated record. Lineage: Eukaryota; Viridiplantae; Streptophyta; Magnoliopsida; Proteales; Proteaceae.
GAGUUGGCAAGGGUCGUCGUCUUCGAUCAGGGUAAGAGCUACUGUUCUGCCUGCUCGGCAGUUAAGCUGCUUACAUCCAAUCACCUAAUCUUCCACUUCCCUCACCAUUUUACCAUUUUUUUUCUUAAUCCAUUUACGUCAUAAGAUGCCUUCUUCGAGCUCUCUUCUGCUUGUCUGUUUAUUGAUCAUGACCAGAAGACCUCUCUAUCAGUUUCAGAUUUAAGGAAGAACCGAAGGAGAAAGGGAGAAAGGGAGAAAGAGAGAAUGCCGCUUGCUCGGGUCGUUGUGAGGAAUGAGUAUGGUUUGGGGGCUCCAGAGCUCUACAAUGCAGCCAACGGAGAAGAUCCGAAGGCUAUUCUUAACGGAGUCGCCAUUUCAGGGCUUGUCGGGAUUUUGCGACAGUUGGGCGAUCUAGCUGAGUUUGCAUCAGAGGUUUUUCAUGACUUACAGGAGCAAGUGAUGGCCACAGCUUCUAGGAACCAUAAAAUGAUGGUUCGUGUACAACAAAUAGAAGCUGCACUCCCUCCUCUCGAGAAGGCUGUUAUGUCCCAAUCAAGCUGCAUACAUUUUGCUUAUACAACCGGUUCUUACUGGCAUCACAAAAUUCAAACAGAACAAAAUCAUCUUAUCUACAGUGACCUGCCACAAUUCAUUGUGGAUUCUUAUGAAGAAUGUCGUGAUCCACCAUGUCUCAACUUGCUUGACAGAUUUGACAGCGGUGGUUCAGGAGCAUGUAUGAAAAGAUAUUCAGAUCCAUCCUUUUUUAAGAGAGUACUGGCUAGUUCGGUAUCCACAGAUGCUGAUAAAGUUCAAAGAGAAAAUAAGGCUCAUAAAAGUAAGAAAAGAGGAUCAAGGCACAGGAAUGGAGAAAUCUCACGUGUUGGGUCAAUGCCCCGUCACAGUGGAAGAAUGCAAUUUGCUUCCCCAAAAAUAUACGGCCAAAGAUCUGCUCCUGAGACAGUCUCUUUGUUCAAUGUGAGAUCAAAUUCAGAACUGCACGAUCGUUCAUCAUCUUUUGAUUCAAGAAAUAAAUCAAGUUUUAUGGAAUCUGUUUUUGAUGGAAGUUCUUCCAUGCGGACCGACAAUGAGGGAAACAACGUAUUUCUUACUUCAAGGUUGAAGAUACAGUGCACUGAAACCCUUGAUUCUGUUCUUCCUGAAAAACAAAAUGGACCUGCAGUUGAUGAUUUGCCACAUAGCUCAUUGAAAGAGCAAAGCACCACCAAUACAUCUAUUGCUACUUGGGAUGAAAAGUCAGAAAUAGUAAAAUCUGAGAUUCAACAAUGUGACAGUAUUAUUGAUGACCAGUUUGAAGCUUCAGAGUUGCACCCGGUAAGCUCUGGAAUCAGUAAGUUGGGAAAGGAAACUUCAAUUCUUGGAUAUGCUGAUUCAGAAGAUGUCUUGUUUAUUGAUGUAAACAUGCCAAAAUCAGUCUCUGUUGGGAAUCAGUUUGAUGAGAUUGAAAGUGAGCUAGACAAUUACAUGGAUGCACUUAAUACUAUGGAUUCAGAAGUUGAGAGUGACUUGGAGUGCCAGACCAAACGAGAAGUAGAUUUCACCUCAAACUUUGAAAAUACUCAAGUGGAAUGUGAAUCUGCCAUAAUGGAAAAGAAUGGUCAGAAUGCAGAUUCAUUUGAUACUGAGCAUUGUACUGCAUCUUACAGUCCCUUGAACAAAAAAAUGUCUCAGAACUCUGUCAACUUGAUAGCUGUGGAGUGUUUGCCCCAUCCAGAGGCACCGCAAAUUACUGGGAUGUCUUGUCCUAGUCCAGAUGGCCCAGCGAGAACCGACUUUUGUGAAAAUAAUGACAUCCCUAAUGUUUCAAGAGAAAAUGGGUCUGGGUCUGAAUCAGUUAGCUCUGAUCCAUCACCCUCCAGCAUUCCCAAUUCACAUGCUCCUUUUGGUGAUAAGAUUGAAAGCAGCCUGUCCAACUCUCAAGAAUCGCAUAUUGAAACUCCAAGUACAUCUCCAAAUAAGUUUUGGACAAAUGGUGGCUUGUUAGGACUUGAGCCAUCAAAACCUCCAGAUUGCAGUUUAUCAAAUGUUCCAAGUCAGACUUCUCUGGGUGAUAUGAAUGAUGGCUCAUGUAAUGUUUCAAGACAUGGUGUUAUGCCAAUAUCCCAUUCUGAUGAAUCUGUAGGGAAACUAGAAAAGGAGCUGGACUCUGUUGGAGGAAUAUUUAGAUCACCUAAUAUUGUCCACACAACUGAGGUUCACUUGGUCAGAAACGUGGAAAACAACAUGGUCCAAAUAAUCAAUCAAUCUCGAAGCUCCAAAUCAGGCAAUGAUAACCAAAAUGAUGAUGACUCCAGGAAAAAGGUUCCUUGUGAAUCCAUUGUCCCAGAGACCAAUCUUGAGAAAUCUGAAGGUUCACAUCAUAGCAUCUCUAGUCAUGCACCUGAGUUGCCAGUUGCACCAGUUGUCAAAACCCCAUUUGACGAAGUCCACCGAAAAAAUACUGAGAGUUCAUCCAAUAUGUAUGAUCUUGGCCACAGAUUACUGGUAAAUGGUUUCCGAAGGAAAGCAUCACUUGAUGAGACAUCUGAACCUGCUUGCUUGGUGAAAGUUGGUCCAGUAAUGUUGCAGGACCCUCUUUGCAAUGAGCAGAUGAAAGGGAAAGCCAGAGUUGAACAUCAAACUGCUCUUGAAACAACUCCAAAAGAAGAAACUGAUUGUGAAUCCCCGGAAAAUUCGCCUUCCUCACCACCAUUAGGACAUAUGAAGAUCUCAUUCCACUCUAUAAAUGGCUUUGAGACUUCCAAACUGAAACUAAAAUUUCCUGAUAGAAGUUAUUUCCAUGAAAAUAUUAGAGAUGUUAUAUUUCCUUCAUUCCAGUUACUUCCAGAGCCUUCCACUCCAAAGCAGGAUAUUGAUUCGGAGUCUGAUGAUGACACAUUCUGUAGAUCAUCUCCAUGUAUGCCUGAAGAUAUGCUUAGCCAUCAUUCUGAAUCAAGUUCUGAGCAGUGGGAAUCUGGUGACUCCACUGGAAGUAAGGGCCAUGAAGUACAUGAUGCUUUACACAGAGUCUCGUCAACUGAAUCCAUCUCUGCCUCCUUGGAACUGCAGGGGCUGAUACCUUCUUAUCCUUGUUGUGGAUUAAAAGACCCAGUAACCGAGAAUGGCCUAGAACAUUUUCAUUCAAGUCCUUCACUUGAUCUUCCAAGUUUUGGUGUGUUGAAUCCUUUAAAAAAUCAGCAUGUAAGUAUAAGCAAUUCUGUUUCAAAGGAGUUCCUACAAUCACAAUUGAAGUACCCUAAUGAAACACUGGCACCACCGCCUCCACUACCUCCAUUGCGAUGGCGCACAAUGAAGCCCCACUUGGCUGUAGUGGAAGAUAAACAACGGGAGAACUCUGAAGCUGCCAAUCAUCCAAAUGAUCUGCUAGUUCCAGUGUCAAACAAUUCUCAGAAAUUCAUUCCAGCUCCACCGAAGCAACCACAUAUUAAGGAGCGCAAUGAACACCCACUAAAUAACAAGCAGAAGGUUAAUAAACACACAGAAGUUAGUCAGACUACAAAUGUGAAGGAAGUGGAUGAGAGGGAAGAUUUACUGUAUCAAAUCAGAACAAAGCAAUUCAGCCUCAGGCGUACAAUACCUCCAAGGCAGUCCAUCACACCAGAUCCGCCAACCAAUGUCAAGGUAGCUGCCAUUUUGAAGAAGGCAAAUGCAAUCCGCCAGGCUUGUGUGGGAAGUGACGAGGGAGAAGAUGAGAAGUGGAGUGAUGGUUGAUUUUAUCGGGGCAUGAUCCAGUCAUUAAAUCAUGGGCUGCCACACUCUUGUAUCUUGCAAUUGAUGAGUUCCAGGUGAACCUGUAUCAUACAUGUGAAUAACCUCAGGUCCUUUCUGUAAUUAAGUUAAUAGUGUUUAUAUUGUAUCUUAUACGGUUUUUUUUUAUCUUAUUAGUUUCAAAUUAGGCUGUAAGCAAGCUAAGAUGACUGAUCCAUCAUCAUAUGUUCUAAAUCUCUGGAUUUUAAUUUUUUUUCCUGAGAGGAAGACUAUGUGCGGCCAAUUAUUUCUUCAUAAUGCCUGAAAAUUGGGCUGGCCUUCAUGAAA